Brassica napus (rape) is the source of this 1021-nucleotide messenger RNA. RefSeq names its product transcription factor bHLH162-like. Gene Ontology annotation, cellular component: RNA polymerase II transcription regulator complex. Lineage: Eukaryota; Viridiplantae; Streptophyta; Magnoliopsida; Brassicales; Brassicaceae. The record is from RefSeq and is a predicted model, not a curated record. The transcript is spliced from 3 exons. Bases 261 to 890 code for a protein of 209 amino acids. Gene Ontology annotation, molecular function: protein dimerization activity; DNA-binding transcription factor activity, RNA polymerase II-specific; RNA polymerase II transcription regulatory region sequence-specific DNA binding. Gene Ontology annotation, biological process: regulation of transcription by RNA polymerase II.
CAAUUAGCACUAGGGCCAGCUCCGAGAGUUUGGAGGUCCAAGACCAUUUAGUAAAGACUUAAAAAAUUUGAGGACCUAAAAAUUUUUUUUUUCACAAAUUGAGAACUUAUUUAUAUAUAAAAAUUUUCAAAAAUUUUGGGGGUCUAAGGCGAAUGUUUUGUUGGGCUUGGCCCGGGACCGGCCCUGAUUAUCACAAACAAAUUAUCCUUGUAGAGCUAAUGUGACUUAAACCAACUCACUCCUUUUUUUAUAUAUUAUUAAUGUGGUUGUUAUUGAGUUCCAUGGUUUAUGACACUUCAACAAGAACAAGAAAAACAGGAGUGUGGAUAAGAGGCAUUCAAACACAAAGUCAAUCAAGACCUUCAGAUCUCAAAAUAAUUGAGAAAAAUAGAAGGAUUCAGAUGGAAGAUCUUUACUUAGAACUGAACUCUCUUCUUCCUCAAACCUCUAGGGAGCUACCUCUACCGGAUCAGUUAGAUGAAGCUGCAAACUACAUCAAGGAGCUACAAGUGAACGUGGAGAAAAAUAGAGAAAGGAAGAGGAAGCUUGUUACGACUGCAGCUUUGGACAAAUUGAAUUCCACAGGAUCUUCAUCCAUGUCCUCGAGUGUUGAUGUCUCCGUGCCUAGACGGUUGCCAAGGAUCGAGAUUCAAGAAACCGGUCCGAUUCUUCACAUCUCCCUUGUGACAAGCUUGGAACAUAAGUUUAUGUUCCAUGAGAUCAUUCGUGUUCUCACUGAGGAAUUAGGAGCUGGGCUCACUCAUGCUGGAUACUCAAUUAUUGAUGAUGCCGUCUUCCACAUUUUUGAUUGCAAGGUGGAAGAUUGUGAUUUUGGAGCUACUAGUAGAAUUUCUGAGAAUCUCAAGAAACUUGUGAACAGUGUCAACUAAUAGUCUCCCUAAUGUGUACCCUUUUACAGCUUUUUCUGUUUUCGUUCUAUUUUAUUGUUCCUUUUGCUGAAUUUAUCUUGUAAUGUGAAAAUGAUGUUUCAUAUGAUGAUAUGAGCAUACUAUAUAUAUUU